AUGCGUACUGCGUCGCUGUACACCUGUAUCCACCCAAUCACGGCUUUUCAUUCCACUCGAGAUCCAUACCUACAACAAACUGAUUGCGAAUCAUGUAACCCGUACCUGUGUGGCUCGAACCGAUCAGACCGAGGUCUCUCGUUAGCACACAACGGCCGUUGUACGGACAAGGAAAUGGUCGAGUCUCUGUGCAUCUCACAGAAGUGCCACCACAUAUAUAUGCCCGUGUGUGGGAGUGACGGGGAUACAUACACAAACCUGUGCGAGCUUGAGCUGGCAAGGUGUACUGAUGCUACGCUCGAGCCCGUUUCGAAUGGUGUGUGCGGGGCUGCAGCGCCUGCUACUGCGGAG
Molecule: messenger RNA, 351 nt
Organism: Sphaeroforma arctica JP610
Lineage: Eukaryota; Ichthyosporea; Ichthyophonida
Exons: 1
Molecular function (GO): protein binding
Source: RefSeq, a predicted model, not a curated record